Molecule: messenger RNA, 983 nt
Organism: Alnus glutinosa
Lineage: Eukaryota; Viridiplantae; Streptophyta; Magnoliopsida; Fagales; Betulaceae
Product: small ribosomal subunit protein eS8y-like
Exons: 5
Coding region: 146-811 (221 amino acids)
Biological process (GO): translation; maturation of SSU-rRNA from tricistronic rRNA transcript (SSU-rRNA, 5.8S rRNA, LSU-rRNA)
Cellular component (GO): cytosolic small ribosomal subunit; ribosome
Molecular function (GO): structural constituent of ribosome
Source: RefSeq, a predicted model, not a curated record
GACACAAUAGUAAUUUUAAAACUAGGGUUUAGAGAUAAACCUAGCUCGCCUCCCUUCUCAUUUUCUUCUUCGAAGACCCUAGCUUUUCAGCAGAGAUUUGGGGGCUUGUGGGAGACAGAAACCGUAGAACUCCCACUCAGCCAAAAUGGGUAUUUCUCGUGAUUCCAUGCACAAGAGACGUGCUACUGGUGGCAAGAAGAAGGCCUGGAGGAAGAAGCGCAAGUACGAGCUCGGAAGGCAGCCUGCAAACACAAAGCUGUCAAGCAACAAGACGGUUAGGAGGAUUAGGGUCCGAGGUGGGAAUGUGAAGUGGCGUGCGCUGAGGCUUGACACUGGAAACUACUCGUGGGGUAGCGAGACAGUGACCCGGAAGACGCGUAUUCUUGAUGUGGUCUACAAUGCAUCUAACAACGAGCUGGUUCGUACCCAGACUUUGGUGAAGGGUGCUAUUGUUCAGGUUGAUGUAGCACCAUUCAAGCAGUGGUAUCUCCAGCACUAUGGAGUUGAAAUUGGUCGCAAGAAGAAGACUACAGCUUCCACCAAGAAAGAAGGGGAGGAGGGUGAUGCUGCUGCUACUGAGGAGGUGAAGAAAAGCAACCAUGUCCAGAGAAAGUUGGAGAAGCGUAUACAGAAUCGCAAGCUUGACCCACACGUUGAAGAUCAAUUUGCUAGUGGUCGUCUAUUAGCCUGUAUCUCAUCACGACCUGGCCAAUGUGGCCGUUCUGAUGGAUAUAUCUUGGAAGGCAAAGAGCUCGAGUUCUACAUGAAGAAGAUCCAGAGAAAGAAGGGCAAAGGAGCUGGCGCUGCCUAAAUUUUUUGAAUCUCAUUCUUGCAUUAUCUGAAUUUCAUUUUUGAUGACCUUUGUUUCCUCUCCAGUAGACAUUGAGAUUAAGCUAAGACGAACAAUUUUACCCGAAGUUUUUUUCUUGUUUUAUGUAUGACUUCUUAAUCGGAAAAUUAUUAUAGCCUUUUGUUGUGAUUAA